This is a messenger RNA of Pseudocercospora fijiensis CIRAD86, 945 nucleotides long. RefSeq lists its product as uncharacterized. Lineage: Eukaryota; Fungi; Ascomycota; Dothideomycetes; Mycosphaerellales; Mycosphaerellaceae. The transcript is spliced from 3 exons. The coding region runs from base 1 to 945 and encodes 314 amino acids. The record is from RefSeq and is a predicted model, not a curated record.
AUGAGCCGGUGGCGAAUGGUCAUUGGCAAUGGAUCUAGUGGGAUUCAGAUACUCCCAGAAAUGGCGAAACUUCCAGGCACGACUGUCACCUCUUUCCAAAGAGGCCCGACUUGUAAAGUCUCACGCCAUCAGCCUGCGAAGCUCAUAGGUAGAGAUGAUCCAAAUCCGAACCCGGAAUAUCUUCCAGAGGAGAAAGAAAAGCUCCGUGAUCCGGAAGAGAUGAAGAAGUGUCGCAAGAACAUCCAGGGUACGAUGAACAGGAAUUUCAGGCUUUUCAGAAAGGGCUCCGAGUAUAAUGCUGAGAUGACAGAGUUUGCAACCAAGCAGAUGGCGGAGAAGCUGAACCAUGACCCAGUGCUGUGCGAGAAGCUGAUUCCUAAGUAUGAGCUGGGAUGUCGAAGAAUAACGCCGGGAAGCGGAUAUCUGGAGGCCUUCACGCAGUCCAACGUGCACUUGACGAACAGUGAGAUUAAGUGGAAGGAUGAACCCGAGAGCUACAUCUCUCUGGCAUGUCCUGACAUGCCAAACAUGUUCUUCACGGGCCCGAAUGCCACAGUUGGCCACGGAAGUCUGAUAUUCUCAUUGGACUGGUCCGCGGAAUGGAUGCUGCGGUGGAUUGGGAAAGUGGCCCAUGAAGAUAUUGCAUCAAUUGCGCCGAAGCAGGAAGUCGUGGACGAGUUUUGUCGCUACAGCGACCAAAUCCACAAGACUCUUACAUGGACAGGAGGCUGCCGUUCGUGGUACAAGGCGAACCGCGUAAACGGUCGCGUGACUGCGACAUUCGCUGGCAGUGCCAUCCUGUACGAGAAACUAGUCAAUGCCGAGCUCAGAGGCGAAGACUUUGACAUUCGUUACAGGAGCGCAAACAGGUGGCGUUUCCUGGGGAAUGGCUUUACGCAAUAUGAGCUGGAGCCUGGCAACGACCUGGCAUACUACAUACCGUAG